CGAAAUCGGACGGGAAAGGCCGCGAGACAAACCGGAGUUACAGCCUAUUGACUCCCCCGAAGAUCGCAGGUGAGGAAGGACAGAGUUCUGUUGUCUUCACUUGCCUCGGUGGACUCCCAAAGGCAUCGGGUUGCCUAAGGGCUGGAAAAUCUGUCUUGGCAAACUUCUUGUCAGAGACCACUGAAAGUAUUGGCAGUUACAUCCCCACACAAGGAGUAAGGAUUUUAGAAUAUGAGAAGCCACAUUUCAAUGGAAACAACAAAGGACCAGGAUGUCGGUUUGAACUAUGGGAUUGUGGAGGUGAUCAAAAGUUUGAGACUUGCUGGCCUGCUCUGAUGAAAGAUUCCCAUGGUGUUGUCAUUAUUUUUAAUCCAGACUUGCCAAGCCAUGUGAAGGAAAUUGAAAUGUGGUACUCCUGUUUUGUCCAACAGCAGCAGUUGCUUGAGAAUCAGUGCUUGCUCAUUGCACAUCACAAGCCAGGCACUGCAGAUGUAGAGAAUCUCACAUUGCCUUCACCAUUGAACAGGCUGACAUUGAUACACUCCAGCCUUGAAGAAGACCCUGAAGAUGUCCGAAUGGAAUUUGUGAAGUUCCUGAAGAAUAUUACUAAUUUGGUAAAUGAGAACCGGGACAGAGAGGAGAUGCUGAUUAUUAAUUAGUAAUAUGAUAAACAUUGGAGAAAUAAAUGGCUAUUAUUUAUAAAUAACUUUAAGUUUCCAUUAGGCCUUUCUUAAUGAUUACAAAUUCAUUUUUCUUCCAAAUGUGAGAAUAACUGUAUUGACUUGGAGUUGUGUAACAAGGGAAUCAGCAUUCACUGUGCGGUACACAAUGAAAAAUACAUAGCUAUGGAUCCCAUAUACAGGUAGUCCUCAACUUACAUCAGUU
Messenger RNA from Pseudonaja textilis, 885 nucleotides. Lineage: Eukaryota; Metazoa; Chordata; Lepidosauria; Squamata; Elapidae. The record is from RefSeq and is a predicted model, not a curated record.